AUACAACUGCGCAGUUUUCUCUCCUUCCAGAAAAUCAUAUGAUCAUGUUUAACAUUACUUGUAGAUCACUGCAAAAUUUCGUUGUGAGUUUACAAUAAGUUACGUUUCAUGAUGUAUAACAUGCAUUUCUUACAGUUGAUUUUACUACUUAUUUUUAAUAGUGUUAAUGGUAACAUGGAAUGUGAUUGUAACACUAUAUCUGCUAUACAGGAAGUAAUGCAAAAAGAGUUCUUUCAAAUUAAGCUUGAAAAUUCUAAAAUGGCGUCACGCCUGCGAAGGUUGGAGGCUUCAAGCACACAUUCUAAGACGAUGAAUCAUCAACAUUCAGAAACAGUUUCCGACAUGUCAAAAGACCUAGAUACCAGUCAUGACAAAACAAGAAAUGAUAUUAAAAGAAUAGAGACAAUCGAAUCAACAUUGACAAGGAUAGUACCACAGUUUGAAUCUUAUAUUGAAAACAAGACGGAUGAUAUAAAACAUAGAAUACACGGACAACGCAUAGACAAGAUUGAGUCUGCACUCGCUUUAGUUUCUAACAAAACAGACAAUCUCCUUGACAUGAACAAUGACAGUGAAAACGCGAUGGAACUGUUACAUAAAACAAUAAAAAAGGCAUUCAAAGGGGAAAAACUAAAAAGAUUGAAUAUGGAACUUGAAAUGAUAAAAAAGAUAAAGAAUAUUGAAGACUACAGUGUAAACUUUACAAGAACAUCUGGACAACUUGUCGACAAGUUCAAGAAAGAAGUUGCUAUUGAAAACAAAGAAUUUAAAGUCGAGAUGAUUCAACAAGUAAUAACCAUUAAUUACACCAUAAAUGAUUAUAAAAUUGACGUACAGUCAAGCUUUGAUGUUAUUGAAAAUGAAGUGUCUAAGAUAAGGAAAACGCUAUCAAAACUGGAGGAUAUUACACUUAAGGACGAGACAGACGGAGGAUGGAGUAGUUGGAGUAGUUUUGGAUCGUGCAGUGACACAUGUGGUAGAGGAGUAAUGAUGAGAUCUAGAACAUGCACACAUCCAAAGCCAUCUCUCAAAGGCAAACACUGUGAAGGUUCUCCAGUAGAAAUAACAUACUGUAACAGAAACCCAUGUCCAGACACGAGAGUUUUUUUUACGGCAUACGGUAUAACUGGAAGAUCCAGAGCAAUAUUUCCGGAAAUAAUUCAAAACUAUGGCAACGGGUAUGACAAAUCUACGGGAAAAUUUACGUGCAAGUAUCCCGGAAUAUAUAUGUUCUCUUUCCAAAUUUCAAAACAAUGGAAAAGUUAUGCACCCGAUUAUGUAAAAUGUUCAAUUACGAUUAAUGAUGUUGAAAAAGUAGCGACUAAGGGGGAUCCGUAUGGUGAUGACAAAGAUGGUUAUUCUAUUAGUGUGACCGGAACAUUUCAUUUAAGAACAAAUGAUGUGGUUAAUAUUGGUGGAUGUGUUAGCCUCUAUGCAGCUCAUAAUACCUACUACUCGUCAUUUACCGGAGUACUUAUAGUUCCAGAUAAUAUCUGAAAAUAUUUUUUGAAAACAAAUGAUGUCAUAUUUAAUGACAUAUGAUAACAUUGGACUACACAUGAUUCCAUUUGAUAUUUAUUGGCAAACAGUUUUUGUUAAUGGAAAGUAACAUUUAUUACGUUAGAUUGCAAAAUACGUCAUAGAGCAGAGCUGCGUUUAACUAAAGUUAACCUAUAUUAUUUGAAACCUGUCAUUCGCAAGAUAAAGGAUACAAGCCGACCAAUAAAACUUAUUUCAUAAAGCUAACAUCAUAAUGUUAAUUACAGAUUCAGACAACGUUCGACGAACAUUUACUAUGAAAUGAUCAGACAGAUGAACAAAAUGUUCAACUUUUGCCAUGAUCAUAUAUAAACCGUAUAUGCGUGAUAAGCAUUACAGAAAAACGGACACCUGUGAAACUUUACUAAAUGAGAAAUUUAUUUUUGUCAGAAUAAUUACAAAACAAUUUCGGCAAAUAUCUAUUUUUUGCAACGCUUUAUGACCAUCUUUCUCGAUGAAUAUCACAUUAGACAGGGACAAAGGCUUGGGUUUUCACCCAUCUGCAACACCAACAAUUAUUAUAAGAUAACAUGUGACAACCUUUGAUUAAUACAAUAG
Messenger RNA from Ruditapes philippinarum (Manila clam), 2097 nucleotides. RefSeq lists its product as uncharacterized. Bases 109 to 1497 code for a protein of 462 amino acids. The record is from RefSeq and is a predicted model, not a curated record. The transcript has 4 exons. NCBI's taxonomy places the organism in Eukaryota, Metazoa, Mollusca, Bivalvia, Venerida, Veneridae. Gene Ontology annotation, molecular function: protein binding.